Molecule: messenger RNA, 1377 nt
Organism: Westerdykella ornata
Lineage: Eukaryota; Fungi; Ascomycota; Dothideomycetes; Pleosporales; Sporormiaceae
Exons: 3
Coding region: 1-1377 (458 amino acids)
Source: RefSeq, a predicted model, not a curated record
AUGACUACCACUGCUCCGAUGGAUUACCAAACCUUCACCACCCAGCAGCAUCCCUCCUUUGGUGGCCCGUUCCCCACCCUGCCAGGCACUCCCGCCCACAAUCACCACCACGCCGGCCCAUUCGUCACCCAGCCCUCUCCUUCCCCGCAACAACAACAGCAGCUCCUCCACCACCAGACGCCUCAGCACCAGCAGCACCAGGCCUACCCCGAUGCCCGCUUCUUGCAGUCCUCGCCGUCGCCCUUCCAGUACGGCCAGCAGUUCCCCAAUGGCACUCCCGCCGCCGCCUUCACCCAGAUGGGUGGCGGCGUCCCCCCGACUGGUGGCUUGAUGCAGCCCGGAGGCCUGCCGCAGAACCAGCUUCACCAGGCACGAGUCGCGCUUCAGCAACAGCACCAACAACACCAACAUCAGCAACUGAACCACCAGCCUCAGCCUUCGCCCAUACCCUUCUCUACCGCCUCCUUCUCCCAACCCAUAGCCUCGCCCGUCAACCCUCAAUUCGUGCCGAACCGCCAGACAGCCUCACCGUCAAGCGCUACCCAUCACCAGAGCCCAUAUGGUAGCCAGACUCCAGUCCAACACUCCCCCAUCGCCCUCCCCGCAAACGGCCAGCUCUCCAUGCCGCCGCAACCACAACCCCAACCCCAACAGCCGCAGCUCCAGCUACAGCAACCGCAACCAAGUCAACCCCAAGUACAAGUACCCCAGGCCAUGACGGCUCAACCACAGGCCCAGACCCCCAUAAAGGCGCAACCGGCAUCACCUUUAUCACCGGUCGCCCAGGCACGGGAGAAAGAACGCAUACAGACCCUGCUAGACAUCAACAUGAUCCUGUUGAGAGAAAUCACCGACCUGGUCUCGCAGGGCAAGGGCGGAGUGGUAGGCGGCAGCCAGGAUUCGCAACAAGCGGGGGAGAAGCCGGCCCAGAGUCCGUCGAAGGAGUAUACCGACUACAUGCGUCGUCUCCAAGUCAACCUCGCCUUCUUGGCCCAGACGGCAGAACGGAAACUCACCAUGCCUGGCCCCGCCAUCAUGACGCCGCCGAACUCGCCAGACGAACUCGUCAAGCUGUACUUGAAGUUGCAGGGGUUGUUUCCGUCGUGGAAGGGUGCGCCGGUGCAGCAGAUGAUGAAGGCGUCGCCGGCGCCGGGGCAACAGCAGCAGCAAGCGCAGAUGAAUCAAGCGCAACAGCAACAAGGGCAGAUGAACCCAUCGCAACAGCAGCAACAAGGACAGAUGAACCAGCAACAACCCCAGCAGCAGCAGCCGCUCCAACAGCAAAUGAUGAAAGCGGAACCGGGCCAGCAAAUGAUGAAGCCAGAACCAGGGACCCAGCAGCAGCAGCAGCAGCAGAUCCCUCCGCAACAGCAGUGA